Eriocheir sinensis (Chinese mitten crab) is the source of this 2394-nucleotide messenger RNA. RefSeq names its product protein Wnt-2-like. The transcript has 6 exons. The record is from RefSeq and is a predicted model, not a curated record. Gene Ontology annotation, cellular component: extracellular region. Gene Ontology annotation, biological process: neuron differentiation; cell fate commitment; positive regulation of JNK cascade. Bases 1 to 684 code for a protein of 227 amino acids. Gene Ontology annotation, molecular function: frizzled binding; cytokine activity. NCBI's taxonomy places the organism in Eukaryota, Metazoa, Arthropoda, Malacostraca, Decapoda, Varunidae.
AUGGAUGUCAGGUUAGUUAUUGACAAAUACGAACAGUUCAGUGCGGUGAGCGAUGGUGCACCUCUGAAGGCCCUCACCUGUUCUCCCUCACCAAUCCUCUCACUGGUAUCCACAGGGAGCCGCGAGGCCGCCUACACGUACGCGGUGACCAGCGCGGGAGUCACCCACAGCGUCACGACCGCUUGCUCCCGCGGCAACAUCUCCACCUGUGGCUGUGACGACCGCAGGCGAGGGCGGUACAGUUCCUCCGGGUGGAAAUGGGGCGGCUGCAGCGCCGACAUUAGGUUCGGGGUCAGGUUCGCGCGGGAGCUCCUGGACGCCCGCGAGGUGGAGGGGGACGGCCGCGCCCUCAUGAACCUGCACAGCAACCGGGCGGGACGCAGGGCGGUGCGGAGCGGGAUGAGGACGGAGUGCAAGUGCCACGGCGUGUCGGGCUCCUGCACCGUCAAGACCUGCUGGAAGACCCUCCCGCCCUUCACCUUCAUCGGGAAGCACCUCUUCCACAAGUACAGGAAGGCCAAGUCCGUCUCAGUGCAUAAGGCCUGGAGCACCGCUUCACGAGGAAGUAAAUCUGCAUUCCCGACGAGACGAGCGGCGAGGCGGCACCGCGGGUCCAGGCGGGGCGGCGGCUCCUCCGACACCCGCGUCAUGCCCUUCAGCUUCCAGCAGCAGACGAGCGGCUGAACAGACACUCCCCGGGAUGACUGAACGACAGCCAGGCUGGACUGAAUGAUCCAGCAGUUGCUGCAGGUGUGGCCAGGUGUUGCAACCCUCCAAUAAGCACCUGUACCAAUCUGGAUAGAGAUGUGUAGUACACAGUGUAAGGACAAUCCAGUUGCCAGUCAAACAUCUGGCACUGUUCCCCAAAAGAGCUGACAAACUCCGAGCCAAGUUUUUUUUUCUUUACACUCUUAGUGGAGGGGCCUAUGUAAUCCCGUAGAAUAGGAAUGUUAAUUUUUGGCUGACUGUUGUUUUAGCUUCAGAUGUGUCUUGACUUGUUAAAAAAAGAUGUUGCCAACUUCUCUGUCACCUUCUACAUCCAUUUCCAUCAAAAUGUUAAUUUUGGCAAUUUAAGAAAAUAUUUGGCACACUUCGCUGAUUUUACUGAUGCCUAACACAGGAAAAUGCGUGCCAGAUACAUAUAGCCACCUGUUUCAGUCUAUAUUAUCUCUUUUAGACAAUAUAUAUAAUGGUGCAAAUUUUUUUUUUUUUUAAGAAAAAGUAAAUUUGAUAAAUUCAGCAAAAAAAGUUUUCAUUAAUGUAAGAAGAUUGAUACUUCAAACUAAGACAAAAUUAUUGUUGCAAACACAGUUUUCAUUUUUUACAACUUACGAACGGAAUGAAAAAUAGUCUUUCCUUGAAACAAGUAAUGAAAUCCGAGAACUCCAACAAAAAAUUAAACAUACUGCUUGAUAUCGAGACAUUUUACAGGGGUGAUACAAAAAUAGGCAUGAUUCUUUGAAAACUGAAAUCAAGAAAUAUGAGAAAUUCUACAGACAAUUAAUUCAAAUAUUUCCAAUGCACCCACAUUAUGAUUUCAUCAAUAAAAUAGCUACUAAUCAAGUACUUAUAGCACAUCUAUAUCAAAAGAUCACUUAUUUCAUCCUCCUCCUCAUCAUCAUCAAUGGCAAGCGGUUUUUCCUGUUCAGUGUUGCUACACACGUCCUCAUCUGCUCCACAGUUACACAUUUUUGAGCAGUUGAGGCCCUGAGAUCUGCAAGUGCAAUGAGUCCUGCAAUUUGUCUUUUUGCAUCCACAUUUUAUCAGAUUGCUAACUGCUGCUGGGGCGGGUGGAAUCUUCGUUGUUAUGGGCACUAGUUUACUUCCUUCAGCUCUCCACCCAUAAUCAGUUGCACUUGGUAACUUGGGGUUAGGAACAUGAGCCUGAUGCCACACCAUGGCUUGGAACUGGGCACGGCACACAGCUUCAUGCAAAACACCCUUUGUUGGUGGUAGCUUCUGAGCUUCGAGCUGUUUUCUGCUGAACAGUCUCCACCUCAGAUCCCUGACUGUUGUUGUUGCUGUCCCAGGUUGAUAAAGCUGACAUACAAACAACUCCAUGGCACUCUCUGUCUCAGCUGAAAGGUUGUUUGAGGCUCCAAGGGCAGCAAAUGCAGACAAUACUCGUGGAGGACACCUGUUCAGGGCUUGCCAACAAGAUAGCUUACCCUUGCCUGCAAAUCUGCCUGUUUGGUCAGCACCAGUCAGAGCAUGGAAACCAGGCAAAGCUUCAACUCUUGCCACACCAAGUAUGUUUACUAUUGGUGCCAACUGGAUUGUGCGCUUUUUAUGUCCAAUUCCUGUGACAAAAUAGGUGUCCUUGCAAAACUGUUGAUAAUAAUAAAUUGCAAUGAUAAACACAUCAGUGUCAGGUGAUUGGAUGUAAAGUUGUGU